AUGAGGGUGAACAUUUACCUGCUCGUCUUAGUGCUUGGCUAUAAGGCUGCUGCAGGAAUAAUCCAUCAAAUAGUUGAAGAAAAGAAACCGGUGUCUCUACGAUGUCCUCACUCUGUGGAGGGAGACGUGACGUGGAGCAGAGAGAGGAAUGGAAACAAAACUGACAUACUGACAGUUAGUGGUGACGGAGAAAUAAAACACAUUGAUGACCCGGGCAGACGAUACCGUUCAUUAGGUGAUAAGUCACUGCACAUUGUAAAAGCUGUCGUCUCAGACUCUGGAAGAUACUUCUGUAACAAUGAAGCAGCUGCAGAUCUGACGGUGAUCCCAUCAGGAACAACUAUAGUCCCUGCUCCAGAGAGGACCAGCAUCACUCUGACAUGUCCUCAUGAUGUCGGAGCAUCACAUGUUCCAACAUGGACCAGAGACUCUGGUGGAAUACAACUAAGAAGGUUUGAUGUUUCCCCUGUUGACCAGACGUUGACUAUAACAGACGUGCAGCCUGGUGACUCUGGACUUUACUACUGUGAUGGAAAACCAGCUGUUUAUCUGAACGUGAUGGAAGGUGACCCUGAAGUCCAUCAACUAUAUUGGGUGAUUGGAGUGGUCGUCUCCUUCCUCCUCCUCCUCUUCCUCAUCAUCGUCUACUUCACUCGGAGACGGUUUAAAAGACAAGGAAGUGAAGAAAGAAACCCCGUCUAUGAUGAGAUACAGGAGGGAUUUUUGCUUCAGACGACUAAUGUGACAUCGCUUCCUAAUGAGUCCCCAUAUUCCUUGGUUGGAAAUCAUACAAAUAAAGAUGCAAACUGUGAUCACCGAUCAGUCCCGUCAGUCUGCGUGAGGAUGAGGGUGAAUAUCUACCUGCUCGUCUUAGUGCUUGGCUAUAAGGCUGCUGCAGGAAUAAUCCAUCAAAUAGUUAAAGAAAAGAAGCCGAUGUCUCUGCGAUGUCCUCACUCUGUGGAGAGAGACGUGACGUGGAGCAGAGAGAGGAACGGAGACACAGUUAACAUACUGACAGUUAAAGGUGGCCGACUCAUAAAACACAUUGAUGACCCGGGCAGACGAUACCGUUUAUUAGCUGAUAAGUCACUGUACUUUCUAAAUCCUGUCGUCUCAGACUCUGGAAGAUACUUCUGUAACAAUGAAGCCGCUGCAGAUCUGACGGUGAUCCCAUCAGGAACAACUAUAGUCCCUGCUCCAGAGAGGACCAGCAUCACUCUGACAUGUCCUCAUGAUGUCGGAGCAUCACAUGUUCCAACAUGGACCAGAGACUCUGGUGGAAUACAACUAAGAAGGUUUGAUGUUUCCCCUGUUGACCAGACGUUGACUAUAACAGACGUGCAGCCUGGUGACUCUGGACUUUACUACUGUGAUGGAAAACCAGCUGUUUAUCUGAACGUGAUGGAAGGUAACAAGGCACCACCCACAACAACCACAACCACAACCACAACAAGACCAACAUCAGCAGCACUUCCUCCAACAGCAACAACCCUGACAACAGCAACAACAACCCUGACAACAGCAACAACAGGAAAUACAACAGCUAGAACUUCCACCAAUGCAGUGAAACUCAAUCAGUCGUCCAAUACGUGUACCAGACGAGGGUCUGAUUCUGGAUGGUUCUUGUCUUCCAGAGACUCCUUAUCCGUGGCAGAUGUGUGUUCGUACGGUGAUUGGAAUCCUCUAUUUAAUCAUCAUGAUCAGCAUCACCGUCACCACCUGGAGGAAAGCUCGACAAACAGAAGCGACACACAGCAGAAACAGGAAGUGAUGUCUGAUCCUCCAUCACGCAGAAACAAGAGCAUCUAAAAACUAUCAGGAAGUAAAACAAGACAACACGAGGGAGAACAGAAAACCUUCAAGAUAAAACAGGAAGUGGAAAAUAAAACAGAAAAUGUAAUACGAACUCAAAACAACACCUUGACAAAGGGACGAAACGUGAUACAGACUAUAUAUUCUUCGCAUUCCUGCACUCAACCCAUUCAGCCUCUUUGU
This is a messenger RNA of Perca flavescens (yellow perch), 1995 nucleotides long. RefSeq lists its product as uncharacterized. Bases 1 to 1809 code for a protein of 602 amino acids. Lineage: Eukaryota; Metazoa; Chordata; Actinopteri; Perciformes; Percidae. The transcript is spliced from 12 exons. The record is from RefSeq and is a predicted model, not a curated record.